AGAAUUUUUAAAUCCACGCUUUAUUCGUGACCAACAUGUCGUUGAAAACGCUAGUCUUCUGUGUUUGCGUCACUUUAGCUUCGGCGGCGAUCCAGCGCUCAGCUUUGGAGCCAAUCCCUGAUAAAUUUAGUGGCCUUCAAGGCUGUUACAUCAGGGAGUUCGAUGGUGUCCUUCCCUUUGAUUCUGUAACAUACUCGAAGGAAGCAGAAUGCACCCGAUACUUCUGCGCGCACGAUGCUGUCAUACACCAAUCGUGUAAAGAUGAGCUGGGCAGAGACACCCCUGUAUGUACCUUUACCAAGGCAGAAGAAAAUCCUAACAUAAUCUGCAUUCUUUAAACAAAGCCUUCUUGAAAAAA
Molecule: messenger RNA, 358 nt
Organism: Bombyx mandarina (wild silkworm)
Lineage: Eukaryota; Metazoa; Arthropoda; Insecta; Lepidoptera; Bombycidae
Product: U-megalopygitoxin(1)-Mo1
Source: RefSeq, a predicted model, not a curated record